Molecule: messenger RNA, 606 nt
Organism: Miscanthus lutarioriparius
Lineage: Eukaryota; Viridiplantae; Streptophyta; Magnoliopsida; Poales; Poaceae
Source: the annotation of a GenBank genome assembly
AUGUCCUUGCCCAAAGACAACAACUUUACAAAGUAUGAGCAGGUGAAUCAAAUCAGGGAAAGCAAUGUUAUUGGUAGUAGGAUCAAGAAAAGGUAUAACAGGGAUCACCUUCUAGAGGAGGAGGUAAGAAGUACCAGCAAAGCUAUGAUGAUGAUCAAGGAGCCAGACGAGAAAUGUGGUAACGAGAUGCUUGACGAAAUGAUGUUGCAUGCGUAUGAGACAUGCAUCAUCAAGGGCAUGGAACGUGUCACCAUGGACAAUAGUGGCGCAGAUAAAAGAAACAAGAAGAGUGGGAGGAUCAAAUCGGCGAGGAGCAAUAUGGUCGACAUUGGCAUGUUGUUGAUCUCUUGUGCGCAGGCGGUGGGAGAGGGCGAUCACAUGAGAGCGCAUGAGCUCCUGAAGCAAAUCAAGCAACAUGCUUCGGCAACAGGGGACUCCACCCAACGGCUAGCCCAUUGUUUCACCAAGGGGCUAGAGGCACGCAUAGGGGGCAAAGGGAGCCAGAUUUGGCAGUUGCUUAUGUUAGAGCACCCCUCAGUUGUGGAGUUCCUCAAGGCCUACAACCUUUACACUAAAGCUUGUUGCUUCCUCAAUUUAGCUAGUUAA